Molecule: messenger RNA, 1078 nt
Organism: Megachile rotundata (alfalfa leafcutting bee)
Lineage: Eukaryota; Metazoa; Arthropoda; Insecta; Hymenoptera; Megachilidae
Product: transmembrane protein 208
Biological process (GO): vacuolar protein processing
Cellular component (GO): intracellular membrane-bounded organelle
Source: RefSeq, a predicted model, not a curated record
UAUAACAAAUAAUAAAAAUAUCGUUUAUAUCCAUGUAUGUACAUAUUUGUACUCGUAUGAAUAAUUAUGAAAUAUAACCUAAGAACUUUAAUACAUCUUUCACGUGGCUUCGAGAGACCUGCAACUAUUUUUGAAUACCUAUAAGGUUAAGUCUGUCAUGUAUUGAAUGUUGCGUGAAUAUUGAUUAUUUUAACAUAUUAAGUAGUUUUCAUAUAACAAUCUGCCAACAAAAUGUCGAUUAAGAAGACUAAAACUGCAACAAAAGGAGGAAAACAGAUAGUAGAAGAGAAUAAAACAACGUUAAGUUUUUAUCAGAACAUGAUUAUUGGAGCAAUAGGAAUAUAUUUUACUGUUACAAUGUUAUUUUUUAAUUUUACAACAUUAUCAAUAAUAUUAACUAUAUUCUCUGGAAUUGUAUAUAUAGGAAGUUAUCAAUUUAUGAAAUAUAUAGCACAAGCAACAUAUUCAGAAUCGGGUCAACUAUCAGAUUCUGGAAUUGAUCUUAACAUGGAAGGAGGUAUAGCAGAACACGUAAAAGAUUUAAUUAUAUUAACUUCAGGAGUACAAGUACUUUCUCUUCUAUCAAAUUAUGUUUGGUUGUUAUGGCUCCUUGUACCAUUGAGGGGAGGAUGGAUGCUAUGGAAACAGAUAUUAGGUCCAUGGUUUUUUGCACCUGCUUUAGAUCAACCUGAGAUUAGUGAAAAGAAACAACGAAAGUUGGAGAAGAAAAUGGCUAGACGGCAUUAAUAUUUUACUUAGGAAUAAAAGUAUAUGCUGAAUAAUUAUUUGAAAAUUUCAUGGGUGUGGGAUAAAUUCAAGAAAGAUUAUGAAACAAAACUGCCUAUUAUUUGAUACUUGUUUUAACUUGCAUUGUUUCAUAGACUCUCUUAUAUUUAUAAAAAUGCAAUUUUUUAUGUCUUUCAUAUGAAUUUUUAUAUAAAUUAUACAAGCAACCUCUUAGAAGUUGGAUGAUAUUUAUAAUCUGUUACAUUAAUUUCAAAAACCGUCUGUCACUAUUCAAAGGAGAAUGUUGACGAAAAGAUAAAUACGAAAAUAAAUUUUAUAAUUUUUAACAUUA